CUGCAGCGCAACAGUUCAACUGAUGUUGCUAGGUGUGGUUCUGUGGGUAUAAAUACCACUAAAGCUUUCCUCCUACUCGCUUGCUGUGUGCGUUCGGUCUUGGUUUAGCUGUUGUGUUGCCAAGGUGUCAACAUGUCCUUCGUCAGUUCUUUUCUCGAGCAGCUUGCCUAUCAGGGCAUGCAAGAUGUGCAAGAUGUCACAGAGGGACAGGGGACAGUAAGGCCCUUUGCGCAAUUCAAUGCAGCUGCAGAUGUAGCUGUCCUGGAAAAAGCUAUCAAGGCAAAAGGUGUGGAUGAGGCCACAAUCAUUGAAACGCUGGUCCGCAGGAGUAAUGCCCAGCGCCAGCAAAUUAAGGCUGCCUACCAGAAAGCCAGUGGCAAGCCUCUGGAUGUAGCCAUAAAAGCUGCCCUUAAAGGUGAACUGGAAGAUGUGGUUCUGAGCCUACUGAUGCCUCCAGCUCAAUAUGAUGCCUUUCAGCUCAAACAUGCCAUGAAGGGUUUAGGCACAGAUGAGGAUACACUUACUGAGAUUUUGGCUUCCAGGACCAAUAAAGAGAUCAGACAGAUUAAAGAGACUUACAAACAAGACUACAAAAAUGAUCUAGAGAAUGACAUCAAAUCUGAGACAAGUGGAGACUUCAGCAAUGUCCUUCUUUCUCUCUGCAAGGCUGCCAGGAGUGAAGAUCGUAUUGUGCAAGAUGACCUGGCUGACAAAGAUGCCAGGGCCUUGUAUGAGGCAGGAGAGAAAAGAAAAGGCACAGACAGCUCUGUUUUUAUCGACAUUCUCACUACAAGGAGUGCUCCUCACCUGAGGAAAGUUUUCCAGCUUUACUCAAAGUACAGUAAAGUGGAUGUUGCAAAAGCCAUUGAUCUGGAGAUGAAAGGUGAUGUUGAGAACUGCUUGAUUGCUGUUGUGAAAUGUGCUGGAAGCAAACCUGCAUUCUUUGCUGAAAAAAUAAAUCUUGCAAUGAAGGGCUCUGGUUACAAAGGUAAGAUCUUGACCAGAAUAUUGGUGAGCCGCUCUGAGGUAGACCUGGACAAAAUCAAGCAAGAGUAUCAGAAGAAGUUCAGCAAGAGCCUCUACCAGGACAUCCAGGAUGACACAAAAGGAGACUAUGAGAAGAUCCUGCUAGCCUUGUGUGGCAAUUAAUUCCUAAUAAUAAGUCGAACUCUCCAGCUAUCUGUAUAUUAAUUGUAUACACCAAACAGCUGUAACAGAUUGGAAUGAAUUUUGAUAAAUAAAAACUCUUCUCUGUUUAAUGGCAAAGAUUAAUUUACUUUAACUAUAAAAUGUCAAAGUCAAAUGUUAUAGUUUGCUUCCUGAUUAUGCUGGUGUGCAGAGUAUAUAUGAAAAUUAAUACGUUUCCUCAACAUGCGUGUGAAACUGAAAAUGUUAGUCCAAGCUCCUAAACCUCAGCACUUCUAAUGGAUUAUUUUGAAAAUAUAAAUAAGUUUCACCGUAGAACAAAUUUAAGCUUAAACUCAAUUGUUCCCAUUUUUGCAACACUUCAUAGUUCGUAAUAUGCAUUUUUGUAUUAUUUUGAAUUAAUGACUAUAGGCAUUGGCUUAGCAUGUUACGUUAUCAAUCAGCAGAGCAAACAUUAAAAAAAAAUGUUACAUUUUAUUCUACAGCUAGUUGUUAUUCUUCAUCGUGCUCUUAAUUGUACAUUGUGAGACUUUAAAACUGGGUCUUUUUUUUAAGGAACAAAAACAAUUGGCAACAACUGAAAUAAACCUGCACAAAUGUAUUUGUGGUCAAAUCAAAAUUUUGUAACCUAACCUGAUGUGGUUUAUUCUGUCACCCUUAAUUUCUGUAGUAUAAAGUAGGCAUCUAAGUGGAUGCAAUAUACUGUAUAUGUGCAAUGAUAUAAUCAUCCAUUGCACAUACUAAAGACAUUUUGUAUCGAUUCUGAUCAUCUGUAUGAUAUCUAAAUAUAAAUCACAAGAAACAAAUUGUCAUGCACUUGACUGUAGAUUGUAUUGAAUGUAAUUGCCUUCUCAGUUCAUGUGCUGUCAGCUGAUCAAGUUUGUGAUUCCCUGGAACACGGAUAAAUGUAAUGAAAAUAGUUUAAACCUUUAACAAUGUUUACUUUUAAGGAUGGUAAUACAUUUGAAGUGGAUGUUGCCAGGGUCACCCUGUUCCAACUGUGGAGCUAGGCCGGAUAGAUGCCAUCCACAGAUAAAAUCUCAGAAUAAAUACAUCCUGACAAGAUAUUUAUUUAUUUAGCAGUUGACAUGCAUCUGAAACAGUUAAUCCAUGCAUCUUAUCACUUGGCUUGUUGAGCACGUUACUGUGGAGACGUAGCGCAUGUGGAGGCCCACGCUAUUCUCCGCGGCAUCCACGAACAACUCACCAUGCGCCCCACCAACAGCGUGAACCACAUUAUAGCGACCAUGAGGACGUUAACCCAACGUGACUCUACCCAUCCUAGCAACUGGGCCAAUUUGGUUGUUUAGAAGACCUGGCUGGAAUCAGUCAGCACUCCCUGGAUUCGAACUUGUGACUCCAGGGGUGGUAGUCAGUGUCAAUACUCACUGAGCUACCCAGGCCCCUGAAAACCAAGAACUUUUAAUGCCUUACAAACAGGUGGAAAGAGUACUGAAAAAUAAUACUCAACUAAAAGUACUGUUACUUCUUUAAAAAUGUAGUUUGAAUAGAGUAAAUGUACUUGUCCUAAAAACUACUCAAGGAAGCGUAAAAGAGUAGCUCAUUUAAAAGUACUCAUAAGUAGUGAGUAUGAAGUACUGAGUUGCGAAAGCUAUGCCCCUUUAUAAUAAAAACGCUCUGCUGCAAUUUAAAAAUGUAGCACAUAUACCAUCAUUUACAUUCCCUUUUAUGGCUGAAUAAAAAAUACAGGUAUUUUAUAGGUGUUUGUGAUUGACAACUUUUAAAAUACAUCACUAUGAUACUGUAAACACUACAUGAAUCUGAUAAAAAAAAAAAUAAAUAAAUAAAAGGGCGACAUGAUUACAGAAAUGAAAAGAUGAAAAAGUUAUUUUCAAUAUUAUAAUGUAUGAAACAAUUACAUUCAAAUCAGUUUGUGUAGGGUCUAAAUUUUCCUUAAUGCCGACUGAGAGAGUUAUUGUUGCGCUUAAAACAUUUUUAAACGAUGCAAGGAAUGCAAAAAAAAAAAAAAAAAGAAAAGAAAGAAAAUGCUUUGUCACUUGGUGCUUUAUGUCCAGCACAAUAGAGGCGGUACAGCAGUUGUUUGGUACAGGGGCCACAUUGGGCUUUAAAGGAAUAAUCAAUAAUUAAGGUUUUUAUAAUAAUAAUUCAGCACUUUUGGUCCAUACAAUGCAAGUAAAUAGGUGUCAAAAUUUUGAAGCUCCAAAAAUCACACAUGUAUCUGUUUCUCACACACAUCUAUCAUAUAACUUCUGAAGUCAUGGAUUUAACCACUGGAGUCAUAUGGAUUACUUUUGUGCUGCAUUUAUGUGCUUUUUAUGGAGCGUCAAUUUUGGCAUCCAUUCACUUGUGUUGUAUAGACCAACAGAGCUGAAAUAUUCUUCUAAAAAACAUAAUUUGUGUUCUGCAGAAGAGAGUCAUACACAUCUGGGAUGUCAUGAGGGUAAAUACAUGAUGAGAGAAUUUACAUUUUUGAGUGAACUAUUUCUUUAAGUAGCACAUGGGGGGCCACAUUGUCCUCCUUUUGAGAUACAAUGUUCCACAUUGAUGUAGUUCUUGUAUCUUAAGCCCAGAAAUAGUUGUGUGCUAAUGCAUACUUUUCUGAAGUUUAUGACUGGUGGAAUGUUCUGCCUGAAGUAUUACUUUACAAAGAUUGACACUUUUCUAUCAGGCAUUAGAAAAAAACUUGAUAAAGGCUAAGCAUAAUUAUAAAAUAUUUUAUCAUCUCUACAUUCCUUAGUGUUGAGUUUUAAUUACGUGUGAAUUGAUUUGAUGGGAGUCACACUCUCCUGAGCCAGUCAUGUUGAUUGUUAAAAAUAAAAUCAGGACAGGGAAGUAGCGAACACACUGGUGUGAAAAUAGUGCAUUAAAAGUACAGUUACAGCACUUAAAAUGUACUCGAGUAAAAGUUUACAAUUUUUAAACUACUUAAAGUAAAAUUCCUGGGGGAAACUUACAGUAACGUGAGUAUUUGUAAUUUGUUACUUUACACCCCUGGUUACAAAAUAGUUAGACAUCUUAGAGAUCUUCUUGUCAUGAACUUUUGGUUGGUCCAAGAUCCAUUCCAGAAACAAAACUAAAGGUGAUAGCGCUUUUGUUGUGAAGACCCCAUGAUUAUGGAACAGCAUGCCCUGGGAUAUUAGAUCUGCUGAAUCUGUGUCUGUUUUAAAGUCUCGCUUAAAAUGUAAUUUGUAUAGAAUUGCUUUUACUACUAUGUGAAUGUGUUGUGUUUUACUGUGUGUGUUUCAAUUGAAUUCUUUGUGAAGUACUUUAUGCUAAUUCGCCAAAAGUUGUUAUAAAAUAAAAGUUAUUAUUAUAAA
Molecule: messenger RNA, 4445 nt
Organism: Xyrauchen texanus (razorback sucker)
Lineage: Eukaryota; Metazoa; Chordata; Actinopteri; Cypriniformes; Catostomidae
Product: annexin A1-like
Exons: 13
Coding region: 133-1149 (338 amino acids)
Biological process (GO): positive regulation of T-helper 1 cell differentiation; positive regulation of prostaglandin biosynthetic process; regulation of leukocyte migration
Cellular component (GO): plasma membrane; cytoplasm
Molecular function (GO): phospholipase A2 inhibitor activity; calcium ion binding; cadherin binding involved in cell-cell adhesion
Source: RefSeq, a predicted model, not a curated record